AUGUGGUCCUGGUUUGGUGGUGCGGCCGCCCAGAAGCGAAAGGAUGCGCCGAAGAAUGCCAUCCUUGCGUUGCGGGAGCAGCUAGAUAUGUUACAAAAGAGAGAGAAGCAUCUAGAGAAUCAGAUGGCCGAGCAAGAGGCUGUUGCUAAGAAAAAUGUGGCUUCAAAUAAGAACGCCGCCAAGGCCGCUCUUCGACGGAAAAAGGUCCACGAGAAGAACUUCGAACAGACACAGUCACAGGUCGCACAGUUAGAGCAGCAGAUAUAUGCUAUUGAGGCGGCCAAUAUCAACCAUGAGACCCUCAACGCCAUGAAGAUGGCUGGCACAGCCAUGGAAAAGAUUCACAACGGCAUGACCAUCGACAAGGUGGACGAGACAAUGUAUGUCUUUAUCCCACUGGCGAUAUAUUUACAAAUCUCUAACAGAACUAGGGACAAACUCCGAGAACAAGCAGCGCUCAACGAAGAAAUUGCACAAGUAAUCGCCAACAACCCGCUGGGCGAGCAGCCAGACGAAGACGAGCUGGACGAGGAACUCGAGGGUCUGGAGCAGGAAGCCAUGGACGAGCGCAUGCUCAACACAGGCACAGUACCGGUUGCAGAUCAACUCAACCGGCUACCUGCGCCAACGAACGCAGAACGUAAGCCUGCACUUCUCCGAAUCUGCGCCUGA
Molecule: messenger RNA, 672 nt
Organism: Aspergillus versicolor CBS 583.65
Lineage: Eukaryota; Fungi; Ascomycota; Eurotiomycetes; Eurotiales; Aspergillaceae
Product: ESCRT-III subunit protein SNF7
Exons: 2
Coding region: 1-672 (223 amino acids)
Biological process (GO): late endosome to vacuole transport via multivesicular body sorting pathway; vesicle budding from membrane
Cellular component (GO): cytoplasmic side of plasma membrane; ESCRT III complex; multivesicular body
Source: RefSeq, a predicted model, not a curated record